AUGGAAGAGCUAGGUUUCUCUGGUAGUAAAGGGGUUUCCCCAGUUGGUGUCUCGGGGCCGUUCUCAUUGUUCUCUGCCGAAGCCGUCCAUCAAAUGAGAAAGGGAGUUUUGAACCCGGAAAUGGGAAAGAAUGUCAAUUGCGAGGAUACGCAGCGGAGUGAGCCUAGCAUCCACAUUGGCCCAAUUAUGAGACAAGGUGUUGACAAUUUUAGAAGCCGUGCCCCGCUCGUUGAUAAUGCACCGAAAAGCCCUGAAACCCUAGAAAUUGUUUCAAUUAUCGCUGGAGUUAACCUUGUCACUGCUAUGGACUUUGAGAUUGGCCAUAUCAACUUCUCCAUGAGCAGCGAAGAAGAUUAA
Molecule: messenger RNA, 357 nt
Organism: Penicillium digitatum Pd1
Lineage: Eukaryota; Fungi; Ascomycota; Eurotiomycetes; Eurotiales; Aspergillaceae
Source: RefSeq, a predicted model, not a curated record